GUUCACCUCCUUUUAAUUGUUUUUUUCUUUUGGUUAUGGUUGUGUUCUUCCUUAUUCUAUGGUUGAGCUGCGGUUGAGCCAUCGACGACGACCUGACUGAUCUCGUUUUUCGUUUCACAUUAAAAUUUGUUAAGUGCUGGAAUGGAAGGUAGCCUAUAUUCUUUCUAGUGAGAAGAAAAACGGGAUGUGAUUAUUAAAAUGGCCUCUUCUUACAAAAACACAGAAAUAAAGAUCGAAGAAGUGUGCAGAACUUGCCUGGCUAAAGAAAUUGAGCUGCAUUCGGUAUUUGAUGUAUAUUUGGGAACAAUUACACUUGAUUACGUUGUUGGAGUAAUAACGGGUGUGAAGAUUGAACAAGGAGAUGGAUUGCCUUCCACAAUAUGUAGUGAUUGCAAAGACAAAGCUACUAAAGCUUAUGAUUUCAAGCAAAAAUCACAAGAAACUGAUAACAAACUACGAGGUCUGUUCAAAAAAGAGAAAAAAGAAAAGAAGGAUUUUGUUGUUGCAGAAGUUCCUGUAUAUUAUCAAGGUGAUUCUUUAGGUGUUAAAACAGAACAGUUUGUUUCUGAGGAUCAUGACGAUUUUAUGGAUUCUGAUUUUGGACUGUCAAAUGAUGUUGAAGAAUGCAAUGAUGUUGAGCCUGUAAAAAAAGAGAAACAAGAAAAUGAAUCAAAUCAAUUUAAAACAAGUUUUGUGUCUAUUGAUAACUCGAAAUCUCAGGACCAAAAGAAGAAGAAAUGUAUAAAAGUGGAAUUUGAAGAUUCAGUCAGUACAUACUGUCCUUUGUGUGGUACAAGCUAUGACGGUGCUGAUAAUUUGACAAAACAUAUGUGGCAGUACCAUGCAGAGCUCAUGGGCCCUAAGAAGAGAGGCCGGCCUAAAAAGAUGAUGACUAGUUCGAUAUUAAAUAAGUUGACAGAAAAUGGAUUCAAACUGAAGUCCAUUCAAGUAAAAACAUUUGAUUGCGUUUUUUGUAAGGAACAAUUUAAAACCAAAGAAGAAGUAGGAAUUCAUUUGAUGAAACACAAAGAUACAAAAGUAUUCUGUUGUAUUGUAUGUAAAAAAAUGUACUUGAAAAAGAAAUUCUUUGAUGAACAUGCCUGCUUGAAAAAGGAUGAAAAUGGUGAAUCAAAGAAGGAAGACCCAGAAGAUUCAAAUGUUCUUACUGAAAUUUUAUUGCGGGAAAUUUUAGAUCCAAAUUGUGAUAUGGAAAAUAUGAAUUUUCUUCAAGUAUGCAAGAUUUGCAGUGGAAUUUACUUAUCGGAAGAAGACUUGGCAUUUCAUAAUGAGGCGGAGCAUCCAGAAAAGUCACUGCGUUGUAAUACCUGCACGAAGGCAUUUACUUCAGCCAAGUCAGCAUCGCGACACCGAAGCAUAUGUAGGCAAGUCGACAGGAAACACGUCUGCAAUGUUUGCGGACUUAAAUUUGCUUACGAAAUAUCACUCAAUAAGCACAUACUGCGACAUCACGAGGGGCAAAGUGUAUCCGUGUCAUUUUUAGAGAGUAAACCAAAAGAAAAGAGCCCGGACGAUGGUUCACAGCAGUAUCAGUGCGAAGUAUGUCAUAGGUGUUUCCCUAAAAAAGAAUCGCUUGCUAAACAUGCCAAGACACACAUGCCUGUCGAAAAAUGUUUUGAAUGUGACAUUUGCAAACGGAAAUUUUCUAGGAAGGACAAUUUACGAUCUCAUAAGCGUAUCCACGAACCAAACCGGGAGAAGCCGCCGAACAACUGUCUGUGCUUGUACUGCGGCCGCGGGUUCUCAAACUCCUCCAACCUGAUCGUCCACAUGCGUCGCCACACGGGCGAGAAACCCUACAAGUGCGACUUUUGCGGAAAAGGUUUUCCGAGAUCAUCCGACUUGCAGUGUCACCGGCGAUCGCAUACCGGUGAAAAGCCGUGCAUUUGCCGCGUCUGCGGGAAAGGAUUUUCGCGCAGCAAUAAGCUGUCUCGGCACAUGCGCGUGCACACAGGCCAGAAGCCGUACAAGUGCACUUAUUGUGAGAAAGCGUUCUCCCAGAGCAAUGAUCUGACGCUCCACAUCCGUCGUCAUACUGGUGACAAACCCUACAUCUGCGAAGUGUGCGGUGACCGAUUCAUUCAGGGAACAGCGUUACAAAACCAUAGAAGGGUACAUGGACAUUUCCCCCCAUCUGCACCGGACUCUACACAACAGACACAAGUGCAAGGGAUCACUUAUACGGUCCAAAAUAUUACUCACACACAUUAAAUCCACGUUUUAAAUCAUGUUAUACAUUAAUCUUAAAUAAAAUUAGAAACUUAUUAUUCUAAAUUUUAAUGAAGGCUCAUGAUAUAUAUAUAUAUACAACAUAGGAUUAUUAUAAAACAAAAGAUAGCUUAAAAUAAGUAAUAUUGUAGGCAAUUGUAACUUUUACGUAAUAAGUAGGUAUAUAUUUUUGUGAAAUACUAUAUUCUUACGUACAUCACAAAAUAAUUUCUUACAAGCAUUUAUUUAUAUAAUAAUAUAAUUUAAUCGAUCUUAUUGAUGUCUUUGAAAAUGUAUUAUUUGCUAUUGAUAUCCAAUCAUGAAAUCUGAUGUAAGAUGAUGAGCAAUCUAAUAUAAUAUCAUAAUAUUGCGCGUCCCACCGAGAGUGUUUAUAAUUAUGAACGUUGUUUUCAAGUUCAUUGCUUUACAUAUUUAUGUUAUAUUUUGGCAUUGAGCCCUUCGUGGUAUCUGAACACUUUUAAGAACGUUUAUAUAUUGAAUAAUUAUUAAUAUAAUUAAGUGGCGAGGGUAUAAUACGACAUUUAUCUCUGUUAAUGCUAGUACAUAGGAUAUGUUGUCGUUAGUAACAUAUAAUUUUGUGUAAAAUUGUGUAGUUGUCCGUAUGUACAUUAAAAUAAAUUAAUAUAAGCUGUA
Molecule: messenger RNA, 2880 nt
Organism: Pectinophora gossypiella (pink bollworm)
Lineage: Eukaryota; Metazoa; Arthropoda; Insecta; Lepidoptera; Gelechiidae
Product: zinc finger protein ZFP2-like
Exons: 15
Coding region: 199-2229 (676 amino acids)
Biological process (GO): regulation of transcription by RNA polymerase II
Cellular component (GO): nucleus
Molecular function (GO): DNA-binding transcription activator activity, RNA polymerase II-specific; zinc ion binding; RNA polymerase II cis-regulatory region sequence-specific DNA binding
Source: RefSeq, a predicted model, not a curated record